CCCUUUAGUCGACUCUCAACACCGAGAACGGACACUGGCCACCGCAUCUCGUCGGCAAACCAGGCGUAGCAGAGAAGUCCGCAAGGACAGACAUCGACCAAGAUGGGGGCCUCCAUGUCCAUUACGAGCCUCUUCGGCAAGCUCUUCGGGUCCAAGGAAGUGCGCAUUCUGAUGCUGGGUCUCGAUGCCGCGGGCAAGACAACCAUCCUUUACAAGCUGAAGCUCAACCAGACCAUGACGACUAUCCCCACAGUCGGUUUCAACGUCGAGACCUUCACAUACAAGAAUAUCAAAUUCAACAUGUGGGACGUGGGUGGUCAGGACAAAAUUCGCCCGUUGUGGAGGCAUUACUACAGCGGCACACAGGGACUUGUGUUCGUCGUUGAUUCAUCAGACCACGCGCGGAUCAAGGAGGCAAGGACAGAACUGCACCGCAUUCUCAAUGACCUAGAAAUGUCGGAUUGCCUGCUGCUGGUAUUUGCCAACAAGCAGGACCUCGCGGGCGCCAUGGACAUCAAGACAAUCACCGAAAAACUCGAGCUCUCCAAGCUGGAGAAAAGGCCUUGGUUCGUACAGCCGGCCAUUGCUAUCCAGGGCGAGGGCUUGACCGAGGGCUUCGGCUGGCUCUCGGACAACAUCAAGAACAUGGCCAAGAAAUAAAGAGCUAGAUAAGACGGCUCGAAGAAGACGAUGCGGAUAGCGAGAAGGAACACGAUCCGAAGCCCUCCUUCCUCUUGCAUUCCCAUUCCCUCGCCGAUGCUCCAGAUAACCGACUGAGGAUGAUGAGGUCGCCGUCGAAACCGUCAACCACCAAGGUUCUCACGUCAGGCCCCGACAAGGCCAGAAAGGUCGGCUCGCAAACCUGGGCU
This is a messenger RNA of Chaetomium strumarium, 869 nucleotides long. Its product is annotated as ADP-ribosylation factor family-domain-containing protein. The record is from RefSeq and is a predicted model, not a curated record. Gene Ontology annotation, molecular function: GTP binding; GTPase activity. Gene Ontology annotation, cellular component: cytoplasm. Bases 103 to 660 code for a protein of 185 amino acids. Lineage: Eukaryota; Fungi; Ascomycota; Sordariomycetes; Sordariales; Chaetomiaceae. Gene Ontology annotation, biological process: vesicle-mediated transport; intracellular protein transport. The transcript has 3 exons.